AAGUUAAUAUCUGAAGUGCAUAAUAUAUAAGAGGGCAAUCGAUUCAAUCGGGUUAGUUACAGCUCGUUCGUCCUUCAGAUUUUAUAAAAAAAUCACCAUGGUCCAAUUGGAAGGUACUUACCAAUUCGUCUCUGAGGAAGGUUACAAAGACUAUUUGAAGACCUUUGGUCUUCCUGAUGAAACUGUGGAGAAAUUAGCCGCUUCUACUGAACCAAUUGUCAUCUCUUCCGUUACUAGCGACAGUAUCACCAUUAAUUAUGGAACUAAAAGUCACGUUCUACCAUUGGGAAAACAGACUGAAGUUGUCUUAUCUGUAGGAAGACCCGUAAAGGUGACUCCCACUGUGAAUGGAGACACCAUAACCUUGAACAGCGUCUUGGAAAAAGAUCCCCUAAUCACCGAGGAGAAAGUUUUUAAAAUUACAGACUCUGGACUGACAUCGACUUCAACUAACUCCAAUGGAGGAAAAACCGUGCGUCACUACAAGAGAGCUUAAGUCUUAUUUUGAUGUUUUUUUUUGAAUAAAUGUAGUUUUUUAUGAAAAUUA
Anthonomus grandis grandis is the source of this 547-nucleotide messenger RNA. RefSeq names its product fatty acid-binding protein, liver-like. NCBI's taxonomy places the organism in Eukaryota, Metazoa, Arthropoda, Insecta, Coleoptera, Curculionidae. The transcript is spliced from 4 exons. The record is from RefSeq and is a predicted model, not a curated record. Bases 98 to 496 code for a protein of 132 amino acids.